AUGGCUCGAUAUCUCUUCUUCAUAUUGAGCAUUGCUUUAUGCAAUGUUGUCAAUGCCAAAUAUUUCGAAUAUGAAUUGCCCAAUCGAACAGUAACAAUUUGCCCAACCAAUUCACUGAUCUCAAUCGAAUGUCCACAAGCAUCCGAGUAUCAAACAUGGCAAUCGAAUCUUCCACCAUUUCUCAUCUCAAUUGACUAUAUUCGCUCAUUUCCGUCUCGUCUUGGUCUCGAUGCAAGCUCAUGUCAACCAGAUCCAUCCAACGCGUGCCACAAUUACGAUCUACGUUAUAUAAAUACAUUAUGCAAUGGUAAAUCUUACUGUCCAGACAUUCCAGCAUAUCAAAUACGUGAUCGAAGUUCAUGUGCAUUCAAAGCCGUCACUGAAAUUGGCUAUCAUUGUGUGCCGACAUGGAAUUUGCGCGAUAUUCAAACGAAAUGUGACAUCUGUAAGAAUGGUUCUUUGACCAACGACUACGGUUUUAUUUACUCGCGGAACUAUCCUUUGCAAACGCUUCGUAUACCCUGUUUUACAACGAUUUAUGCUCGACCCUAUCAUAAAACAGUGCUCUACUUCGUGACAGGACAACUGAAUUUUGAUGAGAUUAGAAUUGAAAGUGUUUCAUCGGAAGGUAUUACCAUUCUGAAUAUCACCUUGAACGGAAAUCAAACAGCACACCGAGUAGCUGAGUCGACCUAUGAACUGAAGAUUACCUUUCUUCCCGGACAAAUCUAUUCACCACAUCUAACCAAUUACCUACUCUACUUCUAUACCAUUCCUUAUUGUUCAUAUGUUGUUCCAUGUCCACCCAUUCCUUCAAUACCAACAACAACGUCCAUACCACCGAUGACAGCCGCAACGAACCGCACACGAAUCCAGUCAGUAGGAUGGACACGAAUAACAAAUAUGUGGAUUGUGAUUCCAAUAAUUCUAGCUUAUGUUCUACUUUUACUACUUGUCAUCGUCUUAGCUCUUCUAUUUCAACGUCGUCGUAAACAACGAAAAGCGUUGGAUAGCCUCAAUAGCAAAACGACAACAUCACGUUAUUUAGAUACAAGUGGCACAUCAAGUCGUGCUCAACUCGUCACACCUUUACCACCGCCAAGUGGCACUGGUAUGAGUACAUAUCGUCGUUCAACGCUCACCCGAAGCACAAACCAUCCAAUUUAUAAUUCUUCGUUUGCACAAAACAUGGAACGAUACCACCGAGAAAGUCGAAGUGAUUUCGAUCUGCAUCACAAUUCAAUGUAUGGAACCGAUUACAGCCAUCAUUCUUCAAUGCCGUAUCGAAGUCGAACUCCUAUAGUAAAUCAGAGUUAUCGUCCAUACGGUACAAUUGAUUAUUCGGGAAGGAAUUACAAUGCUAACCAACAUCGUCGUCGUUCACUACCAAAAUCAUUUUCUGAUUGUGAUUUAUGUAAACGACAUGUUUUUACUCAAGAAUACCAGCACUACUAUGAUGAAGAUGACAAUUGGCGAUUAGAAAACUCCAUUGAACGUCGUGCCGAACCACGACCCUAUCGAGAGAAGCUUAAAGAACGUUUCCGUGAACGUUUAACUGUCCGUCAUAUUCCUGAUUCCGAUGUCCUGCCAAGUUCAUCUGUCGAAUAUUCAACUAUUCUACCACGUCAUCAACGAAUUUUGAGUGAAUCCGCUCGAGGAGUUCAACAUUUACCAUUUGAAUACAUUCCUAAUGACAAUUCGAAAAAUGUCCGUACAGUUGAAUAUAAACGCAACUCAAAUCAAGAACAUGUCGCCAUUGGGAAUAAUCAACAUCGCGGCUUGAACGAUGAAAGUGGUACAUCAAAUUUUACCGUGAAAUUCUACGAACGUGACGAUGAUGAUGAUGAGCUGAAUACUCGACUCGAUCGUUGUUUACACGAAACACGCGAAGUUCAAGAAAUGUCAAUGAGAAUGAGUGAACAACAAAGCUUCGAUCGCCACCAACAAAAACGUUUCUACGGAAAUGCUGAAAUCUAA
Adineta ricciae is the source of this 1977-nucleotide messenger RNA. The record is from the annotation of a GenBank genome assembly. Lineage: Eukaryota; Metazoa; Rotifera; Eurotatoria; Adinetida; Adinetidae.